CCAGCCAUGUUAAGGAGUCUGUCAAGCAAACUGCAGCCCGCCAUUGUGUAGAAACCAAGCUCUAUAGAAAGAUAAGGGCGCUAGGCUGAAACUCCUCAAUAGCUAGAUAAAUUCUACCUUCAGCCACUUUUAUUUAGGAGUGAAUACAGUUACACAGGCUCCGGGGGGGAAAGACAUGUCAGCCAGCAGCCUCCUUGAACAGAGACCGAAAGGCCAAGCUAAUAAAGUGCAAAACGGAGCUGUGACCCAAAAGGAUACUUUGAAUGACGAUGAGUUUGAGCCUUACCUGAAUACUCAGGCCAGACAGAGCAAUGCCUAUACGGCCAUGUCGGACUCGUACAUGCCCAGCUACUACAGCCCCUCCAUAGGAUUUUCCUACUCCCUAAAUGAGGCAGCAUGGUCCACAGGCGGGGACCCUCCUAUGCCUUACCUGGCCUCCUAUGGACAGCUGAGCAAUGGGGAACCCCACUACCUCCCGGACGCUAUGUUUGGUCAGCCAGGCCCCCUGGGGAGCAACCCAUUCCUUGGCCAGCAUGGCUUCAACUUUUUUCCCAGUGGCAUCGACUUCUCAGCGUGGGGCAACAGCAGUUCUCAGGGACAGUCGGGGACACCACAGAACUCUGGCUACAGCAGCAGCUAUGCCUAUGCACCCAGCUCACUUGGGGGUGCCAUGAUCGACGGACAGUCCCCAUUUGCACCUGCUGCCAACGAACCGCUUAACAAGGCACCUGGUAUGAACAGCCUUGACCAGGGCAUGGCAGGGCUUAAGAUUGGGGGUGCUGCCCCUGGUGGUAAUGGGGAAAUGGCUCCUAAGGUGGUUGGCUCUGGCUUACCUGGUGGCGGCCCCCUUGGCACUGUAUCUUCUGUUGGACCUCCCAGCAUGCCGCCUGUCUCAAUUGCCCCUGCCAAGCCUGCCUCUUGGGCCGAUAUUGCCAGCAAACCAGCCAAGCCUCAACCUAAGCUUAAAACUAAGGGUGGCAUGGCAGGUGCCAAUUUGCCUCCUCCGCCCAUUAAACACAACAUGGACAUUGGCACUUGGGACAACAAGGGCACCAUGCCUAAAGCUGCCACUCCUCAGCAGGUGCCCCCUAUUCCCAGCAAUGGUCAGCCGCCCAAUCAGGCUUCCCCGCAGCCUGGAUGUACGGCUGCUGGGAACCCACAAAUGCCUCUGAGCAAUGGACAGCUGGUUCCACCUGUUUCACAGAUGGGGCAGCAUCAACUUCCACCUACUGGGCAACCAGGUAUGGCUCCAAUGUCCCAGCCUCCUCUCUCCCAGGGUCCUCCUCCACCACCAAGCCAGCAGCAGCAACCUUCUCAACCUACUCGCUGGGUCCCUCCACGAAACCGGGCCAAUGGUUUUGGGGAUGCUGGUGGGAGUGGAACAGGCCAGUCACCUCCCACUUCUUCAGGGGUGGGUGUGGUUCCUGGGGUCCCUUCUGAACCUCACCCGGUUUUAGAGAAGUUGCGCAUGGUCAACAAUUAUAACCCUAAGGACUUUGACUGGAACCUCAAGCAGGGCCGGGUGUUUAUCAUCAAGAGCUACUCUGAGGAUGACAUCCACCGCUCCAUCAAGUACAACAUUUGGUGCAGCACGGAGCAUGGCAACAAGAGGCUUGAUGCCGCUUACCGUUCGCUGGGUGGCAAAGGGCCACUUUACCUUCUGUUUAGUGUCAAUGGGAGUGGUCACUUCUGUGGGGUAGCAGAGAUGCGCUCACCCGUGGACUACAACACGUCUGCUGGCGUGUGGUCACAGGACAAGUGGAAGGGUCGUUUUGAUGUGCGCUGGAUCUUUGUUAAAGACGUUCCCAACAGUCAGCUGAGGCACAUUCGACUGGAAAACAACGAAAAUAAGCCAGUGACCAACUCUCGGGACACACAGGAGGUACCACUGGAUAAGGCCAGGCAGGUGUUAAAGAUCAUCGCGGGAUAUAAACACACCACUUCCAUCUUUGAUGACUUUUCUCACUAUGAGAAGCGUCAGGAGGAGGAAGAGUGUGUGAAAAAGGUGGAGGUCCAAGGCAGUGAGCCAUAUCCCAGCAACCCAAGCAACAGGAGUCAGUACAGGCUUCAGGAGCGCCAAGGACGAGUCAAGUAACUGUUGGUGCUUUGGUCAAAAGACUGCAAUGGCUCCCCCUAAAGCCCUGUCCACCCCAUUACACCAUUACAUCAAGAUCUCUUAAGAAAUUCUAAUAGGGGUGAAGAAUUAACAAAGGACAAAAAAAGAAAAAAAAACUAAAUGAAGACUUUGAUUUCUUUUGACUUUAAGGACUUACUUCGAACUUGUAGUAAAAAGAAAAAAAAAAAGAAACGAUUAUUCAUAGGACUGCAACUAAAUGCAUAGCAUCUUUAGGUGAAAUCUUUUUUUGCCCCACCCCAUUCCACUACAUAUGCUUUUCCCCUGUUUGCUGCUUCUCCUGUUUUUUUUUGUUUUUUUUGGGUUUUUUUUUUUAUAAACGGAUCAUCUGUUUUUAUGGUCCAAGAGCAAGUCUGUAAUUCUUUCACAAACACACAAAUCCCAUAGAAAUUUGUCGUGUUGGCUAAUAUUAGUGUCCCAAAGUGAUGAAUGGGCAGUUUGUCUCAUUUUCUUUGUUACCCUCCACACCCUGGCCUUUGUCUUCAGGGGAUGCGUGAAUCUUCAGCCAGGAUCCAGCGGAGCUUCCUCAUUGGAUUUUCAUUGUAGGCUGGUGCCAACUACUCUUACUUCAGAAUCUUUUGUACAUGCUUGCCAUGUUUUUGUUUGAGGGGACUGCAGAUGUUCAGAAAGGCCCUCUUCUCUUUUUUUUUUUUUUUUUUUUUUUUUUUAUUUUCCCCAUGUUGGAUGGAGUGUGUUGGGGAGGUAGGGUCAGGAAUAUCUAGAGAGGAACGGGGUCAAGCGUUUGAAUUCAGAAGAAAUGUUAAGUUGAUGAGCUCUGCUCGCUGUAUAAUUUUUAUGAUCUAUAAAUCUAGGGCCCUCUGUCAACAGUCUUCAUUAGAAUUAAUUUACCAUCUUUUUCUUGGACAGGUUAAUUCAUUGUUGCUAUGGGCUGUUUUUCCACCUUUCUCUCCCCCUACAUUUUCUUAAGACUGAUGUGAGUGGCCUUGCCCCCACUCUUUCUGUUAAUCAGUAAUAAAUGUGGUAUAUUCAGCAGACUGGUGUGCAUUCCCCUUGUUUGGCUAUGGAAAGUGAAUUUGUCAUGCAGUGUGUAUGUGCAGUUUGUUUUUGUACAUUAUCUGACAACUUUCCUUCUCACCUUUGUGUAACCUGCAGUCCUACCCAGUCAAAAUUUUCAGUUUACCCUGCUACACCUGGAAUAUUUUUCCCCUCUCUACUUUCCUGUCCUGCCUUAUCCUCCACACUCCCAGACUUGUUUGCUCGCUCAAAUCAAUCAUACACGCUAUAAUACCACAAUCAUCUAUAACCAUUCUCAAAAGAGAAAUGAAUCCUCUUUCAGAACUACUGGCUUUUAUGUGUGGCAUAAUAAAAAUGCUCCACAAAG
Melanotaenia boesemani (Boeseman's rainbowfish) is the source of this 3476-nucleotide messenger RNA. It is a transcript of the gene ythdf2, whose product is annotated as YTH N(6)-methyladenosine RNA binding protein 2. The record is from RefSeq and is a predicted model, not a curated record. The transcript is spliced from 6 exons. Gene Ontology annotation, biological process: mRNA destabilization. The coding region runs from base 176 to 2095 and encodes 639 amino acids. NCBI's taxonomy places the organism in Eukaryota, Metazoa, Chordata, Actinopteri, Atheriniformes, Melanotaeniidae. Gene Ontology annotation, molecular function: mRNA binding; N6-methyladenosine-containing RNA reader activity. Gene Ontology annotation, cellular component: cytoplasm.